Molecule: messenger RNA, 795 nt
Organism: Peronospora belbahrii
Lineage: Eukaryota; Oomycota; Peronosporomycetes; Peronosporales; Peronosporaceae
Source: the annotation of a GenBank genome assembly
AUGGAAGACUAUGUGCAGGCAGCUUCUAAAAAUAAGUCUGACAACAUAUGCCGAUCAGCCGGUGUGCUCAAGUUCGACUCGGAGACGUACCCCAUGCAACGCACGAAUGGUAUGGAAGUCUGUAGUAAAUAUCUCAAGAGCACGUGCUGCAAUGCCACACAUAGUCACGCUCUUCGGUUAAAGAUUCGAGAGCCCGUUGUAGCAAAGUUCAGCCCCAAGUGUCAAGCUCUUACAGAGGAAAUGACGUGUUCGUCGUGUCACCCUUUGAUGGGCACAUGGGAAAUGAAAACCGUUUGCCCGAGUCUGUGUAAUGACUGGUACCGAGUCUGCAAGAACGAGUACUACGCUUACAGUGGUUCUGGCACACUGACUCCUUGUUAUGGCAACGCACUGGUGUGCUCACAGCUCAAGGCGAUCGCCGACUCUGGUGCAGACUUUUGCGUCCACAUGGGCUUUCACGUGGGUAGCGACGCGGAUGCAGAGGGUAUCGACUGCUUCGACGGAUCUGUACCAGAAGUAAUAGGUGAGACAGAGCCUACUGAACCGUGGCAAGUGCGUCUCCAGCGUAUGCUGGAAGACGAGGCCAAGAACCCAUCAGGAUUGUUCAUCGCAGGCGUCUUCAUUCUCAUCACAAUGAUGCUCAUGGGAAGCAGGCUUGCAAGAAAACUUGGUGACCCGUUUGGCGGUGACCAACUCAGCCUGAUGGAGCAGCAGCAGCAGAGUGGCGAGGAGAUGGAGCCACCAUCACCUGCUGACCAAGCGACGGAUGAAACUACCAUUUCAGCUGCCUCAUAA